GUAAAUUUCGAGAAAAUGCAGGAUAUCAAAGAAGAAUCCAAGCUUAUCAAGACAACAAAAGAGAAGAGUCGCACCUUUAUCAACAGUAGUGAUAUUGGCUUUAACGCUCCCUCAGGAGUCUUCAUAGAGGAAAGUUUCACGACCAAGACCAAGAAAUACUUCACUGAUUCUAUCCACAUUUUAGCAGUGGCUAUCGCCCUUGGGGCGAUCAGUCUCUUCAACUUCUUCGUGGGUUCAUAUACUGAUGCCUUCUUGCUUGUCAGGGACGGUAUGAACAGUGCUGCCUUUACAUCAGUGAUCCUGUUCAGUUACUACUCCAUCAAGUACUCGAAGGACUUUAGAAGAGAUAAGGAGUUCAACUAUGGGUACACUAGGCUGACAGUGAUCGCCACUUUUGUGAACUCAGUUUAUAUCAUUUUUGAAUUUUUGGAAUUACUCAAAGACUUCGCUCAUGGUAUUCAUGAACAUCACGAAGAAGGAGAAACACAUCAUUUUGAUGAGACUUAUGUCUACUUUGGAACUAGAAUUUUUGCAGUCAGAAUCGCACUCCUGCUGAUCCUUGUCUUCUGGACCCUUAGAGAGGUCAGUCUGGUCAGGAAAAUUGAAGACAUUCUUGAGAAAAAUUUCCCUAAAUAUGAGAGAAAAUUGACAGAAGCUGAAGGAGGUGAUCACAAUGUUUUUAAAAGUGAUAAAACUCUGAGGAAUUGCUCCCUUUUAUAUUUUUCCUUAAAGAUCCUAAUCAUUUAUGAACUUCUUGGAAAUCUCAGUAUGAUUUGGGGUGUGCUGGUGAACUAUCACCUCGGGUUAAUCCAGCACACAGCUGUUAUUUUGAGGACCACUGUAUGCAUGGUUUUGUCUAUAGCCCCAUUUAUGCAAAGUUCGUUCAUUCUGCUUCAGAAAAAUUCCCCAAAAGAUAAAGAACUUGAAGCCAAAAUCAAAAAUGAACUGAUGUUCAUUGAAGGCGUCCUAGCAUUGACACUAAUUAUGCAGAAGUACAGAAAUCUAUACAAGAAUUAUUAG
Molecule: messenger RNA, 1020 nt
Organism: Moneuplotes crassus
Lineage: Eukaryota; Ciliophora; Spirotrichea; Euplotida; Euplotidae
Source: the annotation of a GenBank genome assembly